UUCAUAUUGAGUUUUUAAUUAUGAAACGCGUUUGGCUUUUAGCUUUAUGUGCCGUAGCAGCUAGUGCUGGUCUCAUCCCCGAGGAUGAGCGUGUCAGUGGUGAAAACGGUUGGUUUAUACCCCGAGUAGAUGGCAGCUUUGAUUGGAUUGACAUGGAAGAAGCUGAAUCUUAUUUCGAGUCUAUGGCCGAAAUGGAAGGUCGUUUGACUACCAAUCCUGUUAACUUUUACUUGUAUACCAAGGCUAAUCCCAGCAGUAGCCAAGAAAUCACCGCUAGCAAAAAAUCCAUAGAUGCCUCUAAUUUCAAUGCAAAAAAUCCCACCAGAAUUACCAUACACGGUUGGGGUUCUAGCAAAGAUGAUUACGUUAAUAGUGGCAUACGCCAAGCCUGGUUGUCGCAUGGUGACUAUAAUAUGAUUGCUGUUGAUUGGGGUCGUGCUCGUUCUGUGGAUUAUGCCACCUCUGUUAUGGCUGUUCCAGGGGCGGGACAAAAAAUUGCUGCCUUGGUGGACUUUUUGGUUAAAAAUUACGGUCUGAAAUUGAAUACUCUGGAAGUUAUUGGUCAUAGUUUGGGUGCCCAUGUGGCUGGCUUUACAGGCAAGAAUAUUGCCAGUGGUCAGGCUCAUGCUAUUGUUGGUUUGGACCCAGCCUUACCCUUGUACAGCUAUGACAAGCCCGACAAACGUUUGUCCAGCACUGAUGCCUACUAUGUGGAGUCCAUACAGACCAACGGUGGUAAAUUGGGUUUCUUGAAACCCAUUGGCAAAGGAGCUUUCUAUCCCAAUGGCGGCAAAUCUCAACCUGGUUGUGGUGCCGACUUAACCGGUUCCUGUGCUCAUGGUCGUUCUGUACUUUACUAUGUGGAAGCUGUACAACAGGAUAACUUUGCUACUGUUAAGUGCAACAACUACGAGGAUGCUGUGGCCAAGAGUUGUGGCUCUACUUAUAGCUCCGUGCGCAUGGGUGCUGUGACCAAUGCUUAUAUGGUUUCGGGGGAUUAUUAUGUACCGGUCAAGAGUUCAGCUCCUUAUGGUGCUUUAGCUUAAAAUGUUUAUGAUGAUAUGGAAAAGAUUGCUUUAAAUA
Messenger RNA from Calliphora vicina (urban bluebottle blowfly), 1083 nucleotides. RefSeq names its product phospholipase A1-like. Lineage: Eukaryota; Metazoa; Arthropoda; Insecta; Diptera; Calliphoridae. The transcript is spliced from 2 exons. Bases 21 to 1046 code for a protein of 341 amino acids. The record is from RefSeq and is a predicted model, not a curated record. Gene Ontology annotation, biological process: lipid catabolic process. Gene Ontology annotation, molecular function: lipase activity.